AUGCGGCGCGGCCGACAGCGCGUCCGAGGCAAUGGCCGCCAGCCAACGCGCUUCGUUUAUCAAGCCUACUCGGUGGCUUUCAAGGUGGAAGUCCUUCGCCACCUCGACGAGUCUCAAAGCAUGACGGCCACCCUCGACCGCUACUUUAGUGGUAUAAGCGGCGCGAAGAAAGUCAUCAGUAAGGCGAAGCCCGUCUACAAGUGGCGUCGGCAGCUCGACUCGCUUGAAGAACGUGCCCGGAGCGGGCGUUUAGCAACUCAAUUCCGUGCCCGACCACCCGGCAUAGGACUCACACUGCCAGCCGACGUCGAGGAGCGGAUCGUCAAGUGGGUGAACGACUUUAGGUGCGAGGGAUUCCCAAUCUCGCCCAUGAUGCUCAAGCUGCAGGCGUGCGAGUUUGCCAAGAAGCUGAUAUCCUACCCGAGCACUUUUCGGCAUCCUGGCAGUCGCGGCGCAGUUUUACCUGGCGUCAUCGGCUAUCAUUUCGCGUAA
Molecule: messenger RNA, 492 nt
Organism: Phytophthora sojae
Lineage: Eukaryota; Oomycota; Peronosporomycetes; Peronosporales; Peronosporaceae
Exons: 1
Coding region: 1-492 (163 amino acids)
Source: RefSeq, a predicted model, not a curated record